CCCUACAUACUGAGCCCACCGAGCUUGGAGCGCAGACGCCGCCGCCGCGGCUCUACGAAAGACGAUGCCGCGCCUGCCCGACUGGCUGAGCUUCAAGGACCUGCAGCGCCUGAAAUGCGAGUUCAUCGGGACCUUCUUCCUCUGCUUCGCGUACGCGUGCAAGACGCACAUGGAGUGGUCGAUCGCGCCGCUGGCGGUGGGCGCGACGUACGCGGGAGUGGUGUAUGCCGGCGGGCCCGUGUCCGGCGCGCACUACAACCCCGCGACGACCGUCGCAUUGUUAGUGAGGGGCAACAUCAUCAGCGCGAAGAACGCCACGUUAUACAUGCUGACGCAAGCCUUGGCCGCGAUCUGCGCCGCCGUCAUUGCGGGCGGCGUCUUCGCCUUCAGCAACAACGCCUACCCGACGCCGGCGGAUGACAUCGACGACUGGAACGCGUUCGCGACGGAGAUGCUCUUUACGUUCAUGCUCGCCUUCGUGAUUUUGCACGUUUCCACCCGAGACGAGGUCGCGGGCAACGGCUAUUUUGGGUUGGCUAUUGGUCUGGCCUACACCGCCGCACUCAUUGCCACGGGGGAGAUCUCCGGAUGCGCGUUAAAUCCGGCGAUCGGGUUAUUAGCGUUCAUCAACGGAGACUGGGACGGCGCGAAGCAGGCCUACAUUUAUAUUUUUGGGCCGCCGAUCGGGGCGGCCAUCGCCGGCCUCGUCUUCAAGCUGACGACGCUGGUCGACGCGGCGGAGGAGUCGGGCCAGUCCGCUCAAAUAGUGUCGCAGGGCACGUACGUGACCUUCAUGGUCGAGGCCGUGGGCACCUUCUUCGUUUGCUUGGUCUACGCGUUCACGUCGCCGGGCAUCCAUAUCUCGCCCCUUGCCGUGGGCUGCGCCUACGCGGCGAUGACCUACGCCGGCGGCCCGGUGUCGGGCGGGUGCUUCAACCCCGUCGUGGCGCUGGCCGUGGCCUUUCGGAACUUCGGCACGGACCUGGCGCCGAUCUUCAAGCCCUCGACGCUGCUAUUGUACAUCGCGGCGCAAGUCGCGGGCGCCCUGGCCGCGGGCGGCACGGCCGCCGCAAUACUCGUCGGCGACCACAAGGUCGGUCAUCCCUCGGUCGGCAGCGGCAGCGACAUGGGCUCCGCGUUCCUCGGCGAGAUGGUCGGGACGUGCCUGGUCGUGCUCGUUGUUUUGGGCACGGCGACCGUGGAAAGUACAAGGGAUAACAUGUACUUCGCGCUGGCGAUCGGUUUCGCGAUCCUCGGCGCGGGGGCCGCCGUCGGCGGCGCGUCGGGCGGAUGCUUUAACCCCGCCGUCGGCCUGCUCGUCUUUGUGUCGGACUCGAAUCUUGCCGACGCGUGGAUCUACUGGGUGGCACCACCCAUCGGCGCGCUCUUCGGCCUCAUGGCUUUCCGGUUUGUCUACUACGACGACGUCGCCGCCGAGGAACUCGGCGGCGUGUCGAAGCCGGACUCGUCUGUGGGCGAGGGGUAUGCGGCGUUGGCGUAACAUUUGGUGAAUAAAAGUUAGUCAGGCAGGGCGCAUCGCGAUGGAUUUUCGUGAAGGGGUAUAUGUAUACCUGACGGUACGUCGGUGCCGAGCGCCGAGACCCUUUCCCCCGGUCGAAACGCAGUCCCCCUCAUCUGGUAAUGGGUUUUCCAUACUUCCACAUGUAUGCCCCGCAUACGAGCAAAGACCCGAUACAUUUUCUUGACGGGGUAUAUACUUUGGUAUACCAGGCUUAGUACGGGACAACACCGCGUAUAUAUAGAGGGCUUUUGUGUGAAUAUAUAUAAGUAAAAAUUUCUAUUCAAUUAUUUGCUUAUGUGGCUGUGGCUGUAGAUGGUUCACUU
Messenger RNA from Pelagomonas calceolata, 1845 nucleotides. Lineage: Eukaryota; Pelagophyceae; Pelagomonadales; Pelagomonadaceae. The record is from the annotation of a GenBank genome assembly.